Molecule: messenger RNA, 1972 nt
Organism: Pelobates fuscus (common spadefoot toad)
Lineage: Eukaryota; Metazoa; Chordata; Amphibia; Anura; Pelobatidae
Product: zinc finger protein 566-like
Exons: 6
Coding region: 171-1850 (559 amino acids)
Biological process (GO): regulation of DNA-templated transcription
Source: RefSeq, a predicted model, not a curated record
UUCCGGUUAGGAACUUCCGUUUAUUUUCAUAUGUAAUACAAACGCCGUAAAUGAACUGCUGCAGGUUGAUAUUUUGAUCAUUAAAAACAAACAAACAAAAAACCCAAAUACAUUCCAAAGCCAAUUAUUUCCCCAAGGACGUGAGCACUUUCUUAGAACGUUUUAUUGACAUGAUCAUGACCAAGGACAAGAGUCAGAUGAGUGAAAGACUCCUAAAUAUCACACUGGAGAUCAUCUACCUGCUGACUGGAGAGGAUUAUAUUGUUAUAAAAAAGCCUGUGGAACCCGGAAUACAAAGCAGCAGUCCCAGUGUUUCAGAAGCAUACAGCAGAUCUCAGAGCCCAUUCAUGGCAUCUUUACAACAUUCGCUAAAACAAGAGAAGGACAACAACAAGAAGAUCCUGGAAUUGACCAACAAGAUAAUUCAGAUGUUGACUGGUGAGGUUCCUGUAAGGUGUGAAGAUGUCACAAUCUUUUUCUCCAUGGAGGAGUGGGAUUAUUUAGAAGGACACAAGGACUUGUAUAGUGACAUGAUCACAGGGAAUCACGAACCCACAUGCUCAGAUAUCAUGAGAACGUCACUGGAAUUGGAUUGUAGCCCGGAGAUUUGGUGCAAUGGAGAGACAUUCGCUGAUAAGUUUGUGGAAAGAAAUAAAGAAGAGCCUCACACUCCUAUUUCUUCACCAGUUCCUUCAAUAGUGCAUGUAAACAACCAUAAAACUAAAAUUAAGAAGCAUCCUAUGGCAAAAUGGCUGAGAAUAAAUAAACCGAUGAAGAGACAGAACAAGGCUGUGCGGAACCUGGUAGAGGAAUCAGACUUACAAGAAAAAAGAAAGCUCAUCAACAUUAAUGGACCUUCAGAUUACGCAUCCAUCCAUGUUAGUGAAGAAUCCACCUCCUGGGAGGAAGAAAAUCUUGGAGAUAUUGAUAUUUAUAUACCCAUAGAAAAUUCAGACACAGACUAUCCAUCUAUUCACAUUAAGGAGGAAUUGGGCUCAUGGGAAGAAGCAGAUCUUACAAAUCCUAACAUUUACACAACCACAGAAUAUAUACAGACGGAAUAUUCGCCUUCUAAUGUAAAAGGUGAAUCCACUGAAGAAGAGACUCUCACAGACUCUGACCUCUAUGCAACAGCAGAACACUUACAGGCAAAAACAGAAAGGAUGUAUAACUAUGCAGAAUGUCAGGAGUUUUUUGCUGGCCACUCAGAUCUUGAUAGAGCCAGGAAGAUUCAUAAAACGUAUAAGCUGACUUGCUUUGAAUGUGAGAAACACUUUCGUUUUAAAUCAGACCUAGUUGCGCAUCAAAAAAUCCACACAGAGGAAAAACAAUUUUCUUACUCUGUACACGGGGAGUGCUUAUCUUUUGGUUCGCAUAUUGCUCCACAUCAGAUACUUCACACACUAGAAAAACCUUUCUCAUGCUCUGAAUGUGGAAAACGAUUUUCCUGUGCUUCACAUCUUCUAAUACACCAGAGAAUACACACAGGAGAGAAACCGUUCUCAUGUCCGGAAUGUGGGAAAUGUUUUUCCUGUGGUUCUCACCUUGUCAGACAUCAGAGGAUCCACACAGGAGAGAAACCAUUCUCUUGCGGUCUUUGUGGGAAGUUUUUUACUCGUAGCUCAAGUCUUAUUCGACAUAAGAUGGUUCAUACGGGAGAGAAACCUUUCCCAUGCGCUCUUUGUGGGAAAUGUUUUACUCGUAGCUCUAGCCUUGUUAGACAUCAGAAGAUUCACACAGGAGAGAAACCAUACACAUGUUCUGAAUGUGGAAAACGGUUUACUGAUUACUCAAGUCUAGUUAGGCAUCAAGUUCAACAUACAGAUAAAAAAACAAUUGCUUUUCAUUAGCAUGGGAUGGUUUGUUUUAGAAAAUGUACAUUCAAUAUCUAAUUAUGAAAGCAGAUAUGACUAUAUAUUGUUUUUAUUCAUCUUACAGAAGUGGGUAGAACUUUGCUGGCAUAAAAUAAAUA